Paramormyrops kingsleyae is the source of this 1541-nucleotide messenger RNA. It is a transcript of the gene ccnd3, whose product is annotated as cyclin D3. NCBI's taxonomy places the organism in Eukaryota, Metazoa, Chordata, Actinopteri, Osteoglossiformes, Mormyridae. The record is from RefSeq and is a predicted model, not a curated record.
GCCAUCUCAGCGGCACUACAAUACUAUUAACUUUCUGUGAUGUACUGAAGACCCUUCAACGCAUACUCCAUAUUUUUCAAAUAUAUUGUUUUACCAAUGCACUAAUCGACAUCGUCCUUAAUACAGAGAUUUUUCGCAAAGAUAGUACUUUCACUUGAAGCAUGUAACAAAUGCUUAUUUUUCACUAUCUAUAGUUUCGUUAAUGAUGUUUUGAAAUUAAUAUGCAGAUAUGAAUUAUGAGUAGGCGUUAUCGUACUACCGGCGACCACCGAUUAAUAUGAAUUUAAUGUGCCUGGAAGACGAUCAGUUUCCGAACUGGCCGGCGGCCCAGCUGUGCUGCGCCUUUCGGGCUACCUGUGACCCGGCCGUGGCUGAGGACAGCAGGGCGCUGAAUAACCUGCUGGCCCUGGAGAAGCGGCACUGGGCCGCCGGCACCGGUUCCUACUUCGGCCGCGUCCAGACUGACGUUCAGCCGCACAUGCGAAGGACGCUGACGGCGUGGAUGUUCCAGGUUUGUGAGGAGCAGAAGUGCGAAGAUGAGGUGUUUCCCUUGUCAGUCAAUUUCCUGGAUCGGUACUUGGCUGGUUUUCCACUAAAGAAGACUCACCUGCAGCUCCUGGGCACAGUUUGUUUGUUUCUGGCUUCCAAGCUUCGUGAGACCGUCCCGCUGACUGCUACCAAGCUGUGCAUCUACACCGACUGCAGCAUCAAGGUGUCGGAGAUUCUGAAAUGGGAGCUCAUAGUCGUAUCCCGGCUGAACUGGGACCUUGCCUCUGUGCUGCCCUCUGACUUCCUGGAGCAGAUUCUACACCAAUUAUCGGCCGUUCCUCUCAACAGCAGCAUUCUACAUAAACACAUCCAUUCCUACAUCGCUCUGACAACUAUUGAGUACACAUUUUCCAAAUACCUGCCAUCCACAAUUGCGGGUGCCAGCGUAAUGGCUGCUUUUCACCGGGUAAAGUUUCUAGAAGAAUCUUUCACUUGGGAUUGGCUUAUAGGACGGCUCAACAGUGUCUUGUGCAGUGAUCUGAGCUCCCUCUACUCCUGCUUCUUGAAGUUGGAGAACAUGUUGGCCUUCUGCUUGCCUCCAUCCAUGACACUCUCAAGCACCUCCAUGUCUUACUUGGCGUCCACGGGCAGCACCUCCCUCGCCGCUUGUGUGCGAGACGUCCAGCUGCCAUCAGCUGCCUCGGACCCUGGUGGAGAUGAGGCCGUGUGCUUUUCGGGACCUGAGAAUCCCAGAGAGCCGCACUGUUACCAUUAAGGAAAACCCGAAAUGAAAUAUGAAGAAAAAUGUUACUCAAAAAUCCACUGACCUUUGGGUUUUAUUUUACUGAGGGAUUUUUAAAAGAAAUCAGUUGUUCUAUUCUCUUACAUUGAUAUGUGUUAUGGCUUAAUUGUAACUGUUCAGAAGUAGUUUCCAUAGGAGCAGUUGGUCAGCUAACGGUGUAUAACUUAUAGUUGGCCAAGUUUAAUUGAAUUUCAACUAUGAAUGAAUGAAUGGCUGUACAAUUAAAUAAAAAUACAGUUAUGGAAAAUGA